Messenger RNA from Pipistrellus nathusii (Nathusius's pipistrelle), 366 nucleotides. The record is from the annotation of a GenBank genome assembly. Lineage: Eukaryota; Metazoa; Chordata; Mammalia; Chiroptera; Vespertilionidae.
AUGGUGCGGAUCUUGGCCAACGGGGAGAUUGUGCAGGACGAUGACCCGCGCGUGAGGACCGCCCCCCCACCCCGCAGCAGCACCCCGCGGCAGAGCUUCCUCCAUCGGGGCCAUGGGGCCCCGCUGGGGGGUCCCGGCCUCCGGCAGCCGCAGGGGGGAGCCAGGCUGGGCGCCGCCGCUCAGUCUCCCUUCAGCGACCUCAACCGGCAGCUGGUGAACAUGGGCUUCCCCCAGUGGCAUUUUGGCAACCAUGCCGUGGAGCCGGUGACCUCCAUCCUGCUGCUCUUCCUGCUCAUGAUGCUGGGCGUGCGCGGGCUGCUGCUGGUGGGCCUCGUCUACCUGGUGUCCCACCUGAGUCAGCGGUGA